Molecule: messenger RNA, 3317 nt
Organism: Closterium sp. NIES-67
Lineage: Eukaryota; Viridiplantae; Streptophyta; Zygnematophyceae; Desmidiales; Closteriaceae
Source: the annotation of a GenBank genome assembly
GGCCAUGGCUGGCUGUUUGCACGUUUACAUCUUUGCUGGGGUGGUUCACUACCAACAUUGAUGACGUGGCGGGGCGACGAGAUGUUGCGGAUCGCAGGCUAGCGCAUUGCGAGCAUUUACCAGUACGAGGUGAGCGAAGAUAGCAGCAUGGAGAGAAAAGCAAGCAUGGCGAUGAGGCGAGGUAAGAAAGAUAGUUCUGCAGCGACGAAAGUGGGGCAAGGGCUGUGCGGUGCGUUGGAUGCCGAAGGCGAAAUCAACACGUGGCGCGUUCAAGAUUUGCGACACGUGUUUCGGCGGAGUCGCAUGUGCGAAGUGGGGUUACUCGAGACACAUCUAAAGAUGGUAACAAGUGCGAUUCGGUCACACGAGGCGCAUCGUGUUUUCAAUAUUGACAUGAAACGUGCAGAUCUAACGAGCGUCUCGAAUGCUGACACGUGGGUCACUCACGACCCACCAGUUGAAACGCUUCAUGCAGAAACGGGAUGCAUGCGACAGCUGAUGAGUACGGUAUCGUGCGGUAUUGUACGGUAUUGUCGAAGAGAGCGUGGUGGAGUAUACAGUAUAAGACCUCUAUAGUGGCACGACCUGCAUCGUCCAGUGCCGUGACUCGUGUCAACGAGAGAGGGGCCUUGACUCGAAAUCUUGCCUGGCUGGAGGGAGGCUCGGCUCGAAAGCACGUCAUGGGUGGAGUCGUGACCCGAGAAUCUCCCCAGGAUGCGAAUCUCGCUCCGCGCUGUGCGGGCAGGGACGAGCCGAGCGACGACCUGGAAGAAUGCCCCAUCUGCUGCCUGGUAGGAGUUGAUGGUUUCGAUCCGCAGGAAGCCACUGAGAGUGGUUCCGUUCCGCUGCAUGGUAGAGAUUACCACCACCACCACCGCCGCCGCCGCCGCCGCCGCCGCUCUAUGGCAUGUCUCCACGCGUUCCCUGCGGGAUGCUGCAUCACCAUCACCACCACCACCACCACCACUCCAGAGGAUUUUACUCCCUGUGAAACAGAAACGAAACACCUCGAUCAUCCUGAGCCUCUUUUUUUAUUCCCAGAACUGUGCGCCUGCAGCUUCGCCAUUCGAACUUCGCCGCCCUUUUUCUUCUUGUUAACCUGCUGCUAUUGGUCCUCGUCUCAUCUGCUCGCUUCGCCUGCUUUCCCUCUGUUGUUUCGUUUGUGUUGGGUCUAUUCGUCGGAGGCUUCUCUCGGUGGUGUUGGUGACGAGUCACUUGUUUCGUUUCAAACCUCCUUGUUCCUGUUUCCACCCCGAAACGCCAUCUUAUUCCACAACUAUCCAAGCCUGAUUUUUGAGGUGCCUCGAAAAUUAUUCCAGAACGAUCCAAGCAUGAACACGUCAAGAUGCUGCAAGACAGGGAUCUGCACGGUUAAUUGCCCUUAUGAACCCUGAAUCUGGGGUCUCAGCCUCGUUUCAGGAUUCUCGGUCUCACUCUACUUCCUUUCACAAUCUCUUUUCCAACAUGCAGUUGUUUCACUCCUUAUUCUUUAUCACUCCUACCAGAUUGCUACUAUUGAUCUCCUUAUUCUCUUCACUGUUUCUGGCCAGUUUGCUUUAUGUGGGUGGAGGGCCCCACACCUUUUCACACCCCACGCUGUCCAUUCUGCAACGCAGCAGCAUUCUGUGUGGAGCAUGGGGGCAGGCGCACAGCAGAGGAGAGAAACGCCGAGAUGGCGGUCGGCUCUCUCGCUGCUCUUCUUCUUUUUCUUCUUCUUCGUCUUCUGCUGCUGCUGCUCCGUUUGUCAUUUCUUUUCCUCGAGGAGCAGCGGGCAGCGGAAGCGAGGAUGAGAGCGCAGGUGGAGGAAGAGGGUGAAGGCCAACGAGGAGCCGAACUUGGAGCUGAGCUGAUGCGAGCAGCAGGUGGGAUGGAAGCAGCAGCAGCGGAUGCAGAACUGGAGGAAUCAACAGUGGGAGUAACAGGGGGUCCAUUGCUGGGAGGAGCCCUGGGAGGAGCACUUGGAGCAGCACUGGGGCUAACACUGGGAGCAUCAGCGGUCGGAGUAGCAGUUGAGGCAGCAGCAGUUCGAGCAGCACUAGAAUUAUCCGCAGUGGAAGCGGCUCUGGAAGCAUCAGCGGUGGAAGCGGCUCUGGAAGCAUCAGCCGGGAAGCUGCAGCAGCGGAAGAAUCAGUGGAAGCAGCAGCAGUGGCAGCAGCAGUGGCAUCAGCACGGGAAGCAUCAGCAGUGGACGCGGCACUAGAAGCAUCAGCAGUAGAAGCGGUCUUGAUGGAAACAGCAUUGGAAGCAGCAGUAGUGGACGCAUCAGCAUUGGAAGCAGCACUAGAAGAAGUCUUAAUGGAAACAGCAUUGGAAGCAUCCGCAGCAGAAGCACAAGCACCCUCAGCACCGUUAGCAGUUGCAGCAGCAGAGGCUAACGUGUCUGCAGAUUCCCUUUCCUCUCUGCCCACAUCUGUCUCGUCAGAGUUCCCAUCUGUUCCCUCUUCCUCCUACUCCAGCACCAGCAGCACCAGCAGCACCAGCAGCACCAGCAGCACCAGCACCAGCAGCACCAGCACCAGCAGCACCAGCAGCAGAAGCCGCACCAGCACCAGCAGCACCAGCAGCAGAAGCACCAGCACCAGCAGCACCAGCACCAGCACCAGCAGCACCAGCACCAGCAGCACCAGCAGCAGAAGCAUCAGCCAUGCCACGCCUCCUCACGGGCUCUCCUCACAGACUGAGGAGCAGAUGGAUGAGGAUUUGGAGGAGCUGCUACAAAUAAAAGCAUUGUGGCUUUCCGUCCAAGAUCAAGCAGGAGCUGGACGCUCUACUUCAGCUGCAGCUUCACCACCAGCAGCGACUGCCACAGUUGCAGCUGCAACUGCAUCCCCACCUCCUGUGAGUAGCACUGCAACAAUGGCACCAACACCAGUGGCACCACCAACGCCAGUCACAGCACCAGCACCAGCACCACCACCAGCACCACCACCACCACCACCACCAGCACCAGCACCAGCACCAGCACCAGCACCAGCGGAAGUCUUACCAGCGGCAGUCUUACCAGCGGCAGUGCCAGCAACAGCUACAUCUCUAGCACCAGCACCAGCACCAGUGCCAGCGCCACCACCGGCAGCAGCAGCUGAAAAUGCAGCAGGAGUGCAAGCGCAAAGGCUUCAGGAGGGCAGAUGUUGAUUUCUAGGGCACAGACCAAGACACAGUUGCAGUUCUUCACAACGUUGAUGUCCACGUGCAGAAUGUUGCUCCUGCUGUGCCUCGUAGUUCUAAAGUGACGGCAAAUCCUGCAUUAGCAUCUGCUUCUGUGGCUGCUCUUGGUGUGGCUCCUGCUGUGCCCGAUGAUAUUGAGGGGUAAAUGAAGC